Molecule: messenger RNA, 1790 nt
Organism: Carya illinoinensis
Lineage: Eukaryota; Viridiplantae; Streptophyta; Magnoliopsida; Fagales; Juglandaceae
Product: agamous-like MADS-box protein AGL19
Exons: 7
Coding region: 884-1519 (211 amino acids)
Biological process (GO): positive regulation of transcription by RNA polymerase II
Cellular component (GO): nucleus
Molecular function (GO): RNA polymerase II cis-regulatory region sequence-specific DNA binding; DNA-binding transcription factor activity, RNA polymerase II-specific; protein dimerization activity
Source: RefSeq, a predicted model, not a curated record
ACUGGCAACCGACAGGAAUGCUCACUUUCGUUCACCUCCGAAGCCUCUCUUCCUCUGGAACGUUCACCGGAUGGAGAAGUGGACGUUCUCUGUCCACGUUGCGUUGCGCCAACAUACGGGAAAGGCACCACGAUUUUCAUGCCUCCGAAAGAAAGUUUUUACAGGUUUUGACAUAUAUCCCUGUUUUUGAGCUCGUCCCGAGAAAGAACAGAAAUUAUUUUUAAAAUUUUUCAUUCAUUUCUUUUAAAUACGUAAAUAUUUAAAAGAAAAAUUCACAAUAUUACUUUAAAACACUUCCUUUAAUAGUUAAGUAAAAAAAAUAAAAAAUUGUCGGGACGGGACCCAACUCUCGGGAGCAAUAGCAUUUCUGUUCUCUUUUUGGGAGGUUUCUAUUUUUUUCUUCCCUUGUGUUUUGCCAUAAAAAGAAAGAGAUCAGGUUCUUUCAUUUUUCUAGUCGAUCUUUCUUUAAUUAUUUAUAAGUAUUCUAGGGUUCUAGCAGGUUAAUUUCUAGUUCAAAAUGAAAGACAGUUAUAGUAAUCAAAUCAGUCAGUCAGUCUCGUGGGUUAUUUUUCUCUGAAAUUUUUCGACCUAGGGUUUCUGAGAUUUUGUCCUCCUUCUUGGCUCCUUGAGAUCUUACAGGGAUGUUAUUAUUGUUCUUUCUUUUUUUUACUACUAUUCUUGCCUAGAUUUCCUCAACCCUAUUCUAUUUUUGGAAACCGUAUCUGGGUCUUACAUAGUAGCUUGUAAUCUUUGAUUUUAGAUCCACUGUCUAUUAGUUUCAGUUCAGUUUUCCAUACAACCUACAACCUUUUCUUUUCUGGGGUUAUCCCGGAAAUCGGAAUUCCUCUUUUCCUAUUUAAUUCUUGGCCUGGAGGUGCCGGAAAUGGUGAGGGGGAAAACUCAGAUGAAGCGCAUAGAAAAUGCAGCAAGCAGGCAAGUAACCUUUUCAAAGCGAAGAAAUGGGCUGCUUAAGAAGGCCUUUGAGCUAUCUGUUCUAUGCGAUGCCGAAGUUGCACUGAUAGUUUUCUCUCAAAGUGAAAAGCUCUACGAGUUUUCAAGCUCCGGUGUAAGCAAGACAAUAGAGCGGUAUCAGAAAAGAACCAAGGACGAACUAGGACUCACCGGCAAAUCUCAAGAAAAUUUGCAGCAGCAUUUGAUCAAGGAAGACGACAGCGUUAGCUUGGCAAAGAAACUCGAGAUUAUUGAAGUAUCCAAACGAAGACUCGUGGGAGAAGGUUUAGAAUCAUGUUCAGUUGACGAGCUGCAAGAGUUAGAGAACCAGUUGAUGAGAAGCCUUUGUAAAAUUAGUGCAAGAAAGAAUCAAUUAUUUAGGGAGCAGGUGGAGCAGCUCAGGAAAGAGAGAUGCGGACGGGAAGAGAAUGCAAAGUUACGUCAGAAGUGUGGGAUGCAGCCAAGAGUACAUGACCCAAACCACCAGUCAAGGAAACAGCAAGACGUUCUCCACGCAAGGGGUUUGGACGUGGAAACAGAAUUGUUCAUAGGACCACCCAAAAGAUAAUUAAUUAAAAAAAAAAAAAGUGGUCACUACCCAUAUAUAUAUAUAUAUAGAGAGAUACAACAUUAAUUAAAGGCGUAUCUGUGAUUAUAAUAAACGUCGGACGAAAGGAGUUUAACCAUAUAAUUAAUAAUAAUAUUAAUUAAGUCGUGUUGCUUGUUUAGUUGUGCAAGAGUACUGUAUGCAUGCAUGUACGUAUGAAAUGACCAAAACUGUAUAUGUAUCUCUUUCGGAUCCCCACCACAAACAGGUUAUAGGGGUACUAUUUUACUAA